Molecule: messenger RNA, 969 nt
Organism: Mizuhopecten yessoensis (Yesso scallop)
Lineage: Eukaryota; Metazoa; Mollusca; Bivalvia; Pectinida; Pectinidae
Exons: 3
Coding region: 4-969 (321 amino acids)
Source: RefSeq, a predicted model, not a curated record
GACAUGACUGUUUCCAACAAAAUGUUGUUUACUUGUUCUAUAGUGGCGCUGUUUCUGACAGCCAUUUCCGUUUCCAACGGAUCAGACGACAAGCGUAUCCUUCUCAGUGAUCCACAGUAUAUCCAACAGGAACUGACGAGAUUCCAGUCCGAAUUACAAGAUAUGCAAGUUAAGUACAACACACAGAACACCAAACUAACUAAUCUACAGGUAAAGUACAGCAGCCAGAAUACCGAACUCAACAAUCUACAAACAAAGUACAGCAGCCAGAAUACCCAACUUGCGGACAUACAGACCAAGUACAUUAGCCAGAAUACACAACUAGUAGACCUACAGACCAAGUACAGCAGCCUGAAUACCGAGCUCGCAAAUCUGCAGACAAAGUUCAACAGUCAAAACACCGAACUCAAAAAUCUACAGAGUGACAAAGGAGCUGUUGUUACAAGGUGGGGAAGACGAGACUGUCCUGCCAAUAUAACAACAAAAGUUUACUCUGGUUAUGCUGGUGGGUCUCAGUAUACCUCUACUGGAGCCGCAGCGGAAUACGUAUGUAUGCCAAACGACCCUAUCUGGGGACCUCACAAGGAUCUGGUAUAUGGCGAUACUGUUGGCUUCCUCUAUGGGGCAGAGUACGAGGAACCAGGAACACCCGAAANAUAUGUAGAGGAUGUACCGUGCGCCGUCUGUCUUGGUACACAACACACCGCCUCUCUCAUGAUUCCGGGUAGGACGCAAUGCUAUCCAGGAUGGACGGAAGUGUAUCAGGGCGACCUAGCGUCUGGUCACCAUGGUCACACGGCAGCCUCACAGUACGUUUGUGUCGAUGGGGACGCUCAGGCUGUGCCCGGGGGUGGUACCCAUGACGAGAACGGUAAACUGUUCUAUGGGGUCAAAGCGAAGUGUGGAACACUGCCCUGUCCACCGUAUGAAGACGGAAAAUUUCUUUCGUGUGUUGUCUGUAUGAAGUGA